Dendrobium catenatum is the source of this 996-nucleotide messenger RNA. Its product is annotated as protein CUP-SHAPED COTYLEDON 3-like. NCBI's taxonomy places the organism in Eukaryota, Viridiplantae, Streptophyta, Magnoliopsida, Asparagales, Orchidaceae. Gene Ontology annotation, molecular function: DNA binding. Gene Ontology annotation, biological process: regulation of DNA-templated transcription. The record is from RefSeq and is a predicted model, not a curated record. The transcript has 3 exons. The coding region runs from base 1 to 996 and encodes 331 amino acids.
AUGAAUACCAUGGGAGGAGAGUUCGUUUGGGAAGUAUUUGCUGAGGAAGUUGGUGGCGAGCAUGGGCUACCACCGGGGUUCCGUUUCCACCCCACUGAUGAAGAGCUUGUUACCUUCUACUUGGCCUCCAAAGUCUUCAAUGGAAGCCUUUGCGGCGUUGAUAUUGUCGAAGUUGAUCUUAAUAGAUGCGAGCCAUGGGAGCUUCCAGAGGCGGCGAAGAUGGGAGAGAGGGAGUGGUAUUUCUUUAGCUUAAGGGACAGGAAGUAUCCGACCGGUCUAAGAACGAACCGGGCGACAGGGGCCGGAUACUGGAAGGCAACCGGCAAGGACCGGGAGGUUGUUGCUGCGGCCACCGGCGCCCUGGUUGGCAUGAAGAAGACCCUGGUCUUCUACAAGGGCCGGGCUCCGCGCGGCGAGAAGACCCGAUGGGUCCUACACGAAUAUCGCCUCCAUGGCGACUUCUCCUUCCGACACGCAUGCAAGGAGGAAUGGGUGAUCUGUAGAAUAUUUCACAAGGGAGGAGGUGACCAUAAGAAGAACGCAUACUUGCCCAACUGCACCUACCUCCUAGACCCUUCCUCGUCUUCUCUCAACUCAUGCUUCUCCCCUCUACUUGAGUACCCACAAACCCUAGAAAAUCCCAUUCAAUCUCUCCUCCAAAACCGCCACCUUCCCCACUUUACUCAAACCCUAGAGAACCCUUCAGUACUCUUCCCUUUUCCUGUUUCACAGCCUUUCCCCACCACUGGCCACCUUCACUCUCUCUUCAAGUCUCCAUUACCAGCAAAAGAACAAAUCAACAGUGCUCCUGGUCAGGAGGAAUCGUUCUCAAACUGGCUUGAAUCCUGCCUACAAAACCCUAGCUUUUCCAGCUACGACAUGAAUCACAACCAUCUUGGGCUUCCUCCCAUCCAAGUUGGAGGAGCACCAGUGCUACAUGACACGCCCUUUCUGGGACCCAGUUCUGCAUUACAAUCUGGACCGUUGGUUCCAUGA